Porites lobata is the source of this 378-nucleotide messenger RNA. Lineage: Eukaryota; Metazoa; Cnidaria; Anthozoa; Scleractinia; Poritidae. The record is from the annotation of a GenBank genome assembly.
GAGGUUGACCUAGCUAGCUAUGAAAAUGACAAACUCUGUUCUCUGGUCAACCUCUUUGCGCAUUUUCUACCCAAUAGAGAGAAGAAAGGAAUAAUUCAGCAGUGGCUAAUUUUGCGUGCAAGACUUGCCAAGCAGAGGACACUUAAGACAAUAGAUGCCUUUUCUAAUCGGUUGCUGUCUCGUCAAGAGGAUGUUAAAGACUGCCUCAUGCUGAUUGAUCUUCUGGUCACUCUUUCACCCAGCACUGCUAAGUGCAAACGCAGGUUUUCAACAAUGAAUCAGUCGAAAAAUUUAGCACGUGCACAAACAAAUCAAGACACCUUGACAACUCUGAUGAGAGUGAGAUCUUCUGACUGCAACCUUGGAAACUUCUAUUUG